Molecule: messenger RNA, 2087 nt
Organism: Annulohypoxylon maeteangense
Lineage: Eukaryota; Fungi; Ascomycota; Sordariomycetes; Xylariales; Hypoxylaceae
Exons: 5
Coding region: 647-1726 (359 amino acids)
Source: RefSeq, a predicted model, not a curated record
UUCUUUUGAGCGGAGGGAAACCCGAAAUAUAUCAGCCGUUCCGGGUCCGGGCUGCGCGGGGUAGCUCUUGCCUUGUGGUUUGUUUGUAUUUGUGUUACUUGAAAAAAGUGAUAAUCACACUUAAUAUUAGGUAGGAGGUACCUAGGACUUUACAAGUUAUUAUUGCCUUUCCUUUAAUUUUAAAAAUUUGAGAACAUCGUGCAUGGACAAUUCAACGUCACCCGCAUCUCAUCACCCCCUUGCUACGGACGCGAAAGCCGGUUGUCCUAAUAAUGGAUUGCGUAAAUGAGUCCAGCCUGCAGCAGAAACUCAGGCGAUAUGUAAGUUGGCUUACUGCUUAUCCCACGCCGCGAAUAGGAUUCAGUGCUCACAUUUGGACGUGAGUCUUGGCAUUGUCGUCCUCGACUGAUUGGUGGUGAUCACCUUAUGUGGCGCCCGUGUAACACUCACACGUGGAGAGGGGGGUGAAGGGAGCUGAAGAGGUGAAGGGGAGUAGGUGAAUGGGUAGCCAUUCAGCGUAUGGAUGUCGCUAGACUCGCGGGAGAUAUCUUCCAUCGUUCUACCUCUACGGCUUUCUCCUUAGCUAUUGCGAUGGAAAGAAGGCAUCACCACCGUCACCUUCAUAUCCACAUCGAUCAAUGACAAGAUGGCUGAUAAUCCCCUCGACCUCCCAGCUAUGGACCCUCCCCCAGGAGAGGUGCAGGACCUUAACAACCCACCAAAUAAAAACGAUGUGGUCGUCGCAGUUUAUACGGUGUGUAUUAUAAUUGUCACUGCCUUCGUCGCUAUGCGCCUAUACGCCAAGUUCGUCUUCCUGAAAGCUUCACGAAUCGAGGACUAUCUCCUAGUGCCGACGUUUGGAAUAUUCAUUGCACAUUGUGUAUACUGGAUUAAAAUGAACGGUACGACGGGAAAUUUUGUCCACACAUGGAAUUUUCGCGUUAGGGACCUAGCUCCAUUUUAUGAAAAUGGCUUUUACGGGCUUAUGUUCUACGAGACCGUAAUGAUGACAAUCAAGCCACUCAUUCUGCUUGAAUGGAUUCACAUAUUCAUAUUAGCUGGGCCGCGCACUGCUUUCAAAUGGACAUGCUACAUUCUGGGGACGAUCAACGUCCUCAUGUAUUUUAUCGCCAUAAUGAUCGAUGCUGGGUCCUGCAGACCCCGUGCAUACUGGUGGGACAAGACGAUCGAAGGAGGCACCUGUAUCAACACCAUAAAGCUCCCAAUUGUCACAGGCACUAUCAACGCUAUUAUAGACCUGUUCAUCCUACUGUUACCACAGGGAAUCAUCUGGAGACUUCAGAUGUCAAGCAACAAGAGGAUCGGCGUCUCCCUCGUCUUUGCCGUGGGUGUUAUAUCGGUCGCGGCAGCCAUUACUCGAACAGUUUUGGGGUAUAUAUAUGCCGAAUCGGACGAUGUUGCCUACAAUUUCUCACAAGCUGGCGUCUUUUGUCUCGUUGAAAUGACAGCAGCGAUUCUUGUCUUCACGGCACCGACUGUGCCAAAGCCGACAACCCACCUGGCUAAGCAAGCUACCAGCUCGAUAGACCGGCUUCUUAGGUCUAAUCGUAGCGGUUCAUUCGCGACCGGGAGCGUGGGUUCGAAGUCCAAUAUCUACCAACAUAUCGAUGAGCACGGUAAUGAGGUGCAUCUUGUGAAGUUGAGAUCCGCGAAGAGUAAAGCCUCCAUUACGACUGGGCCGAAGAGUUCACAGGGUGAGGUAUAAGAAGCUCUCUGAGACUUGGGUACCUAGUAUUACCUAUACCAGCAACAGGACUGACGCCCGGUUCGUUUGACUUCAUAAUACCCGCUCCCUAGAAACCAACCGACAUAUAACAUAGAGUUCCCUUUCAAGAACAUGCUCCCUUUUUUUCUAUUUUUUUUCUCUCCCAGCUGCAAUGGAUUAAAGGGGUUAGUUCGUGGUAGACGCUCUCUCAAUAAGGGUCAAGCAUUCAUUGAAUUAGCUUAACGGAACAUAUAAACCAAUGCUGCAUUAUCUCGGAUUUUAUAGCUGGAAUUGGUAUGCUAAAAAUCCGAGAAGUCAUCGAUACAGGUCAAGUUCUGAACGAAAAUCUGUUUGACAUCUA